ACUUUGGUGAUGGCACUGAGGAUGAUUUUGACGAACUGAAGAAUCUCCAGGAUGAAGUGGCCACAAAGAAGAGACAGCCCACAGCUCCGACUAAAAUGGUCCUGUUCUACACAUGGAUGGUUGUGGCUGUACUGCUAAUUAUUGUUGGUGUCUCCACCUAUCAGUCGCGCUGCAGAGGAUUCAGGUUCUUUGGAGCCAAAGCGCUGAAUCCUAAAGAUGACAGAAAACGACUCAUGGAGCAUGAGUUUGUUUAA
Molecule: messenger RNA, 254 nt
Organism: Candidula unifasciata
Lineage: Eukaryota; Metazoa; Mollusca; Gastropoda; Stylommatophora; Geomitridae
Source: the annotation of a GenBank genome assembly